UUCCUUCAUCAAACUUUAUAAUCUUAGGAAAAUAAGCGUCGUUGUUAAACAUUGGAAGUGCGAGAACGUUAGGUUUAUUUGAACACACUUCUUCACUCUUUCCAAUUACAGUACUGCCAUUGGAGGAGGUUAUUUGAGCGAGCUGAAAAUGGCGAAAAAACUCAGACCGGCAGGAGGAAGCAGUGCAACAAGGGUGGAAGGCUGUAAUGAUCUGAUCCACAAAAUACUUUUGGGGGUUCCACUAAGAGACGUGCUGAAGAUGUUCACAGUGGACAAGAGAUGGCGCUCACUCAUUUUGGACCCAUUUUUUGCACAUACCCAUUACAAGAAUCACAGAGAAUCGAUGUUUCUUUUUCUUGAGUACAUACCAUCAGACGAUCAAUGGGAGAAGCCUUUCAAUUCCGCUCUUACAAUCCCCAAACGGGUAAAAUUUUCAUUGUUCCCUUUUCUUUGGAGGGCUUAGACAGGUCUUUUCAAAAUACGAAUUUAAAGCUCCUUACAGCAUCAAAAGGGCUGAUGUGCUUUUGUCCAAAUGGGCCUAUGGGUAUACAAGUGUUUUGUGUGUACAAUCCUGUGACAAAGUUUUUCAAAAAUUUCCAAGUGCCUAGUCAAGUGCAUGCAAAUAUGAUAUUAUUUAGUGAAAUUUGUUGUACGCAGAAUACUCAAAAAAUUGUCAUCGCAGGCUUUUUGGUCGCUGAUAGGAGCCCAUAUACCCUGGUGUUUAAUUCUCAAUCAAACUCGUGGAUUAUAGGUUAUGACGUGAAUGAAGACCAAUGGAGCUUUUCUAUCUUCAUUCCUGCCUCAGUAGGAUUUCUAUAUUGCAUCACUGAGUGGGAGGGAAAUCUGUUAGUUUGUGCAUCUAAUUCCACCUAUGACCGCAGCAAUCAGAGAAUCAGAUACAGCUUAGAUGAGGGAGAUGGGCAUUUUGUGUUCUGGAAAUUGAGUACAAAACAUAAGCUGUGGACAGAAGAAUGCGAAUUAGAUUUAUCAAAUAUAUUUCACGCCUUCUGGAAGGUAUCUGCAAGCAGUGGUGUAGUAUGAUUUACAUGUGGUUACAAUUCUGUCACAGUUUACCAUAUGAAGAACAGACAUUGCUCCACUCAUCGACUAGAUGAUGCUCUGGAUUUGGAGAAGGAAAAAAAUAUAGCAUGUGUAUGUUUUGAGCCUACCCUUUUGUCAUUUUGAAACCCUUUUGUGAAAGUGGAAAUUGGAUUGCAAUUUUAGUGCUGUAUGCAUUAUGUAAUUUUUUUUUGUGUGUGACAAAUAAUCUGAUUUUAAAUGGUA
Cryptomeria japonica (Japanese cedar) is the source of this 1284-nucleotide messenger RNA. RefSeq lists its product as uncharacterized. The transcript is spliced from 2 exons. The record is from RefSeq and is a predicted model, not a curated record. Bases 382 to 1041 code for a protein of 219 amino acids. NCBI's taxonomy places the organism in Eukaryota, Viridiplantae, Streptophyta, Pinopsida, Cupressales, Cupressaceae.